AUGAGCUCCCCUAGACACAUCGGCAUCGUCGGCGGCGGCAUCAUCGGCAGCUCCACCGCCUUUUGGACCGCUCGACUCGCUCGCGAACGGUCGUUGCCAGUCGACAUCACGCUGUUCGAGGGUUCGUCUGUGGCAGCUGGAGCGUCUGGGAAGGCGGGAGGACUACUAGCGUUGGACUGGCACGGGCCGUCGACGGCUUCUCUCGCCGCCUUAUCUUACCGACUACACUCUGAACUUGCCGCGGAGUACGGCGGAGCAGACCGAUGGGGAUACCGGCGCCUGGACACCCUCAGCGUUUCCGCCGACCUCUCCUCCUCAUCCUCUUCCGCCAAACUUAGCAGUCGCUCGAGAAAGCUCAAGGGCGCUGAGCUCUUCCCCUGGCUCAACAAGGACGUAUUGACCGCGUCAGAUGUGCUGGGAAGCCAGGACACGACGUCGCAGGUGCACCCGGAGCAGUUCACGCGCGCGAUGGUCGAGGAGGCGGAGAAGCUCGGUGUCAAGGUCGUGUAUGGCUCGGUUGAGGGCGCGCAGGAUCGGGCGGACGGCGGCUACGAUCUCUCUGUCUCGCCCCGCGACUCCUCGCAGGACCGCGCGACCGUGCCAGUCACGGAUGUGGUCGUCGCUGCAGGUCCUUGGACUGGCAAGCUCCUCUCCAAGCUCGGGUUGGACAAGCAGGCUGGCCGAGCGAAGGCGAUCAAGGGCAGUCGGGCGCACUCGAUCGUGUUGAAGACGGCGCCGGGACGGGAGUUGCCUGCUCAGGCGCUCUUCACGUCGAUUAAGGAGGUCGGUGGACGGCAUGCGGAGCCUGAGGUGUACAACCGUCCCGACGGCACCAGCUACAUCUGCGGCCCGACAGACUCCUCCGCCCUGCCUACUCUCGCCUCCUCCGUCUCGACCGAAUCCUCAGCCAUUGACCUCCUCAUCUCGCAAGCCGCCCGCCUCGCUCCUGACUACCUCUCGACGGAGAACGGCCAGUACAGCGCGACUGUUGAGCGGCGUCAGGCUUGCUACUUGCCUGGUGGGUCGGGCGAUCCGGUCAUUGGCGAGAUUGCGCAGGGAGCGUAUGUCGCGUCGGGUCACUCGUGCUGGGGGAUCUGCAAUGGGCCGGGAACGGGAUACGUCAUGGCGGAACUUCUGCUCGACGGAAAGGUCAAGAGCGCCGACAUUGACGACCUUAGCCCGUAG
This is a messenger RNA of Rhodotorula toruloides NP11, 1185 nucleotides long. Its product is annotated as FAD dependent oxidoreductase. The transcript is spliced from 4 exons. Gene Ontology annotation, molecular function: oxidoreductase activity. Gene Ontology annotation, biological process: retrograde transport, endosome to Golgi. The record is from RefSeq and is a predicted model, not a curated record. Bases 1 to 1185 code for a protein of 394 amino acids. NCBI's taxonomy places the organism in Eukaryota, Fungi, Basidiomycota, Microbotryomycetes, Sporidiobolales, Sporidiobolaceae. Gene Ontology annotation, cellular component: late endosome; cytoplasm.